Molecule: messenger RNA, 3096 nt
Organism: Trypanosoma cruzi
Lineage: Eukaryota; Euglenozoa; Kinetoplastea; Trypanosomatida; Trypanosomatidae
Exons: 1
Coding region: 1-3096 (1031 amino acids)
Source: RefSeq, a predicted model, not a curated record
AUGAAAACGGAGCAAUCGACGGUAGAGACGUUAAGAAAUGGGAUUUUUCAAAGUCACACUAGCGUCCUUGUUGCAUAUGCCGACACUUAUUUUGGCAGGCGUCUGUUUUCUCAGCUCUAUCAGGAUAGCAACGCUGAUAAGGAGGGGAAAUCCUACAAACUGUUUGCGUGCACCUGGGAGAAGGAUGGGGCGCAGGUGUUAGUUGAGGAGAGAGUGGCUGCGGCUCUCUUGACGGGGGCGGAGUUGGAUGCUGCUGAGACGGAUGCUGCCGAUACCGAUUUUGCUCAAGCAUUGGAUUCAUUGAGCGGAGCGCAAGAAGCCUCGUUGGCGCCGCCGCCAGUGGCUACGACGGUUUUCGCGAAUGAUCCUGGCACGGACUCUUUGCGUGUCUUCUGGCGGGGUGACACAAUGGCAAUGCUUCAUGCGAUUCUUCAGGCGGACUGCAUCGUCAUGGAGAUGCGGCAGGCACAGGACGUGUUUGAUAUGAUGCAUGCGCUCAGCACAAAGGAGCAUCUGAAGAGAAAACGGAUCAUUGUCGUUUCCUCAUUGUUGACGUGGUACGCAACACCGCCGAUUCAGAUGGAUCCAAUGGACGAGAAUGGAGGCAAAAGCAACACGGAAGGCGAUUUUGCGGAAAAGGAGGAAGAAGAUGAUGAACUGGAUGAGGAAGAAGUUGAAGAGGAGCCUCGGCCGCCGGAUCAGCGUGAAGUGGACGCAAUUCUUGGUCAGUUCGACUUUAUCGAAGGCGAGGACAACGACAACGACAACAUCAAUGACGAAAAUGGCAAUGAGACCGAGUAUAACGUGGAACUCUUUACGGAAGAUCAAUACAAUCGCCGUAUUCCACACGCCAAGUACUACAACUGGCGUGAGGCAGAACGUGUAGUGGCUGCGUGGAACUCCGAGGAGCGAAAUAUCCAGACAUGCGUAGUUUUUUCGGGUCUACAAUAUGGGGAAGGCGAGGAUGCGCUCCAACCGUUUUUUUCGCAGGCGUGGAAUCGUGAAAAAAGAGGUUUGCCCAUUUACGGUGACGGUACACAACUUGUACCAACUGUACAUAUACGUGAUCUUGUGACUUUUACAAAAAGACUGAUUGAAACGGAGGAACCGCCUGCUCUUCCGUAUGUGUUCGCAACGGAUUCUGGAACGGUGUCGUGGCAGCGUAUGGUGAACGCGAUGAAUCAUGCGUUUGGUGGUGAAAAGACGUUCCACGUACCAUCUCAAGAAUAUGCUCUUUAUAGUAAUGUUGAGCUUUUUACACUGAAUAUGCGUGUUGAUAACCAGACGAUGCAAAAUUUGAUGCCAGCUGCCGAGGAUUGGGUGGCGCAGUCCGGUUUCGUUGCCAACAUUUCUAAAACUGCCUUUGAGUACGUUACAGCCCAUCAUUUGCAGCCGAUUCGUCUUGUGGUUCUCGGUCCACCACUCUCCGGAAAGACGUACCUGGCAGAAGCGUUGGCGCAACGGCACUAUCACCUGCCGACAUUCACAAUGGAACGAGUGCUGGAGGAGUUUAAGGCCUAUAUUGCCGCUUUAAAGGAACGACUAAAGAAAUUCCGGCGCCAUCUGUACGAAACGGAGAAGAAGCGGCGAGAAGAAGCAAAGAAGCGGGCCUUCUUGCGUUUUCGUAAGAAGGCCGGUGAUGGGGAAGGCGAAGAUGAAAAAGAAGACGAGACGGAGGCAACGGAAGCAGGGAUGCAGUCGGAAAAUGGCGCACGUAACUCCUCUGCUGCAGAUGAGGUGCCAGGCGGUAAGAAGAAGCAACGCGUUACUGUUGGCGAAAAGGACAGUAGUGACAUGGAGGAAAACCUGGUGGAUUUUACUUUGACGGAAGAGGAACUGCAAGCCGUGGAGGAACUUGUGGAGGAGUGGUUUCAGCAUAAUGAUCGUGCCACGCAGCUACGCGAGACGAUUGCGUCGAUGGAACGGGUGCUUGCAAUGCGAAUAAGAUUGCAACCGGCCGCAAACGCCGAGGCGUUGGGCGCCACGAAUCCCAAAAAGAGAAAAGAACUGGCAAAGUCCAAACGAGGCAACCGUUCAGGAAACAAAAAACACACCACAGAAGAAGAAGACGCAUUGAACGAACUGCAAGAGAAUGCACCGUUUCAAGACAAGGCGCUUGCGCUGAUGAUGCGAUGGCGUUUAUCUCGUGCGGAUUGCCGUAACCAGGGCUAUGUGAUGGAUGGUUUCCCAGAGACUGUAACGCAGGCACGCCUGGUUUUUGGCGACGCACCCCUCGAAAUCCCAGAGACCAUGGAAGAAGCAGCUGCAGGAGGCGCCUUUGCUUCCAAUAGCAACCUCUCAGUAUUGAGAACGCAUGAGGUAAAUGCUGCCCCACCCUCGAAAGAACCAUGCGAAGAGGCACGGUUACCAUCGUUUGUUUUUAUACUUGACGCCGCUGAAAAUUAUCUGCUGGACCGUUUAAAAGCGCUCUCAGAAAAGUUGAAUGAACCACCUGGAAAUGAGGAAAAACGCCUGGCACGCUUUGAGGAUGCAAUAACAGUGUAUCGAAAGCAGUUUCUGGACACAGAUUACUCCCUCUCAAAUUUUUUUGAGUGCGCCCGCACGGUUGCGAAGACACUCACACCCGGUGGCCGUGGUGUGACGGUGUCUUUUUUAAAAGUUGAUGCGGAGCCGCUUUUGUCACCGCCUCCACCAGAGUCGCAGUACUCUGUCGCGCCGCCCAGCGAGGUGGAACGGGUCAUCUGUGAACGGGUGGGGAAGCCGCGGAACUUUGGACCUACACCGCAGCAACAGUACCAAGAGAAGGUGCGGGAAAUAAAGCUCCUGGAGGAGGAGCGUCAAAAGGAACUCAGGGCAGUUAUGGAACAGAGCGAACGUGAAAAGAAUGAAUACAUACGUGAGAGCGAGCAACGCUCACAGGUCGAAAACACCCGUCAGGAAAUUGAGGUCAUGGAUCGAAACUCGUUGGAGCUGCGAAAGCUUCCUCUGCGCGAGUACCUGCAGCACAACAUUGUGCCACUGCUAAGCAAGGGUCUUGUGGAGGUCUGCAAGACACGCCCGAAGGACCCCGUUGACUUUCUUGCAGAGUGGCUGAUGCGUCACAAUCCACUCGAUGAUUCUUGCUUUGAAUUAUAG